Messenger RNA from Telopea speciosissima, 1532 nucleotides. RefSeq names its product pentatricopeptide repeat-containing protein At2g36240. The transcript has a single exon. Lineage: Eukaryota; Viridiplantae; Streptophyta; Magnoliopsida; Proteales; Proteaceae. Gene Ontology annotation, molecular function: protein binding. The coding region runs from base 12 to 1493 and encodes 493 amino acids. The record is from RefSeq and is a predicted model, not a curated record.
CGCUCCAUAAAAUGGUCUUCAGAAAACUGCCAAAACCUAUGACCAUGUUGAAAUCUCUACAGACUCCCUCAGCUAUAAUCUCUGCAAAAGAAACCCCUAAUCUCAUCAAACCGCCAACAAACUAUAUUGUCCCUCUCCCAAGUGUCUCUCUAUCCCUCACUUCUCAAGAGCAGCUCCUGCAAUUCCUUAAAACCUAUCUUAAACCCCCUUUCACUCCUCACGACCUUCUUAAUUUCCUCAAGAAAAAGCUGCACUACCACCCCAAAUUCACGCAAUUUGACCUCCACAUUUUCCAAUGGGCUUCGGAGAUUGAUUCUUUCCGCCAUGACCACUUUACUUAUGAGUGGAUGAUCAAAACACUAGCAAUCACCGACAGGUUUAAUGAUCUCCAAUCUGUCCUAGAAGGUAUGAUAUCAAACCCAUGUCCAUGCUCCGAUGGAAUAUUUUCAUGCCCUAGGACAGAACCCAUCUUCAGAUUUGUUAUUAAUUCUUACUGUAGAUCUGGACGGUUAGCUGAGGCGUUGUUUGCGUUUGAGAAUAUGCGGAAAUUAAUCGAUGGAAAACCUAGUGUCGUUAUCUAUAAUAUAUUGAUCAAUGGGUUUGUGAGAUCAAGACAACAUGAGAAAGCUUUAGAAUUAUAUGGUAGGAUGCUUAAGGAUAAGGUUAAACCGGAUGUAGUCACCUUCAAUAUAUUGAUAAGUAGCAACUGUCGGAAUUCGCAGUUUGAGCUGGCUCUGGAUGUGUUUAAAGAAAUGAGAAUUAAGGGUUGUAACCCUAAUGUGGUCAGUUUCAAUACUCUGAUUAAGGGAUUUCUCAGAGAGAAGAAGUUCAAAGAGGGAAUUAGUAUGGCUUAUGAGAUGCUUGAUCUGGGUUGCGGGUUCUCAAGUGUGACUUGCGAAGUUCUUCUUGAUGGUCUCUGUAGAGAAGGUAGAGUUUUGGAAGCUUGUGAUCUCUUGAUUGACUUCUCAAGAAAAGGAGCUGUACCUGAUGAGUUCGACUUCUUAAAUGUUAUUGAGGGGCUCUGUGUGAAAGGCAAGGUUGAUAGAGCGCUGGAAAUGGUGGAUGAGUUGUGGGCAAAAGGAAAGUUCCCGAGUCCGGUUGCUUGCACUACAUUGAUAGAAGGUCUGAGGGGAGCAGGAAAGAUAGAGGAAGCGUUCACAUUGAUGGAGAGAAUGCUAAAAGAGGAGAUUGUACCAGAUAGUGUAACAUAUAACUGUCUUCUCCAAGCUCUCUGCAAUGCAGGAAGAACAGCAAAUGCAAAUAAAUUGAAGAUAUUAGCUUCAAAAAAGGGUUUGGAGCCUGAUGGUGCAACAUAUAAUAUAUUGGUUUCUGGGUAUUCCAGAGAAGGUAGAAGGAAGGAGGGGGAAGUGUUGUUGGAGGAGAUGUUGGAUAAAGGAUUUAUUCCUGAUCUUGCUAGUUAUAACAGGCUACUGGAUGGGCUUUGUGAUGGAAAGAAAUUUGUUAUUCACCAAAGAACCGUCAGGGGUGGGUGAACAGAAAAAAAAAAUCUGCAUUUGUACUGCACUAACCAU